Molecule: messenger RNA, 425 nt
Organism: Suricata suricatta (meerkat)
Lineage: Eukaryota; Metazoa; Chordata; Mammalia; Carnivora; Herpestidae
Gene: FREY1
Product: chromosome 11 C11orf94 homolog
Exons: 4
Coding region: 1-390 (129 amino acids)
Source: RefSeq, a predicted model, not a curated record
AUGGCCGGUGGAGGUGGCCCCGGGCACUGGCAGCGGUUCCGUUGGCCUGCCGGGGGGAGGGGCAGGCAGGGUCAGGGACCGGAGGAGGAGACAGUUCUGGCCAUGCUGGGGCCUCUGUAUCCCAGGGCUGGGCCGAGCCUCCUGUUCCUCUGCCUUGUCCUGGCAGCUGCGCUCCUGCACCCCCAGCCACCGAGGCCUCAGCAAUCUGUUCCUGAAGAAUUUUCAGGCCCUCUGGAACUCGCACAGCCAUUUUCUGGCCUGAUGGAUGACUAUGGGGUUCGGCCCAAGCACCCCUGGCCACGAAGGCCUCGACCCCUGCUCUCCCAGGCCCAGCAGCGCAAGCGCGACGGGCCAGACAUGGCGGAGUAUUACUACAACGCACACUUGUGACGGGAGCCCCUCAUAAAGCUAUUCUGUGCAGCAAA